AUGCAAGCUUUAAAACCCUCGUGCAAGGCUAAUUCUCGUAGAAGGCGGGGUGGGCCUGAAGCUGUCAACGAAAUCCAACUCAGUGGCCAUGUCAGCACCGGUCAUGAACACGUCCAUCUCGCGGCUGACGUCGAAACCCAAUCCGCGCAUGGCGUGGGCGAAGUCGCUGUCGAGCUCACCGAGGGUCUCGUCGCUGAAACCGCCGUUCUCCUUGGUAACGGAGCACCUGGCCUUAAGCUCCUCAAGGCCUUCGAACAGGGUGGGGAGAGCGUCAAGGAAGGUCUUGCCACACUUCUCGGGCUCCUCAUCGCAGUCCUUCAGCCAGUUGGCACUCUUGGAGUAGUCGGUGCGGUAGACAGCGUCGUUCCUGAUGUUGUCGAGGAACUUCUCGACGGAGAAGAGGAACGCGGGAAGGUUGUCCGCAACCUCAUCACCGAGGUUGGUCACACUCAUACCGGGAAGGGCAUUGAAGAUGUCACCAAUGGUGUGGCUGAGGUCCUGGUAGCUGAAGAUAGAGUCGUUGGCGGCGGUGACCCAGUCGAGGGUCUCCUUGAAGGUCUUGGGGGCAACGAGGAGGCUGUUGUACACCAUCUUGAACUAGUAAGCAAUUUUACUGAAAUUACCAGCAGGUUGCAAUAA
Molecule: messenger RNA, 639 nt
Organism: Babesia ovata
Lineage: Eukaryota; Apicomplexa; Aconoidasida; Piroplasmida; Babesiidae
Product: peptide ABC transporter ATP-binding protein, putative
Exons: 2
Coding region: 1-639 (212 amino acids)
Source: RefSeq, a predicted model, not a curated record